Molecule: messenger RNA, 1095 nt
Organism: Helianthus annuus (common sunflower)
Lineage: Eukaryota; Viridiplantae; Streptophyta; Magnoliopsida; Asterales; Asteraceae
Exons: 4
Coding region: 1-1095 (364 amino acids)
Biological process (GO): proteolysis
Molecular function (GO): aspartic-type endopeptidase activity
Source: RefSeq, a predicted model, not a curated record
AUGAAUUGUAAGCCACAAACAUUCAGUGGGACUGAAGGGGUUGUGGGGCUAAUGUGUUGGUUGGAGAAGGCAGAAUCGGUGUUUGCGAUGUGUAACUGUCUUGCUGGGGAUAGAGUGAAGUAUGCUUCAGGCACACUCGAGGAUGGUGCCUUGACUUGGUGGAAUGCCCAAGUCCAGAUGCUGGGCAUUGAGAUGUGUGGAGAUGCGGGUCAUUUCAGGCGGGAUUGCCCUCAACUGAAUCAAAAUGCUGGUAAUAGCAACAAUAACAACAUUGGGAACAACAACAACGGGAACAAUGGUGGGAACGGUGCGCGUGGGAGAGUGUUUACUAUUGGUGCUGGGGAAGCUCGCAAUGAUGGCAACGUUGUGACCGGUACGUUUUUUGUGAAUGAUCUUUUUGCUUCUAUUUUAUUCGACUCUGGUGCCGAUUGGAGUUAUGUAUCUUUGGAGUUCAGUCGUCAGUUAAGGUUGACUCCUACACCUCUUGUAAAUAAGCACGUAGUAGAAUUAGCUGAUGGUAAAUCGAUUGAAGCUUCACAUGUUCUUUUUGGCUGUAAACUUGAUCUUAUGGGCCAAGUGUUCGACAUUGACCUACUCCCCGUUACUCUUGGAAGCUUUGAUGUGGUCGUUGGUAUGGAUUGGUUAUCUAAGCACCAAGCGGAAAUUCUCUAUAAAGAGAAAAUCAUGCGUAUCCCUCUCCCCAGUGGAGAAUCCUUGUCGGUUCAAGGUCAUCGGAGUGGUGCAAUGGUUGGCAUCAUCUCAGCCAUGAAAGCCCAGAAGUGUCUACAAAAGGGCUACCCCGCUAUUUUAGCUCUUGUUACUGAUACUCAACCUGAAGAAAGGAAGAUUGAAGACCUUCCAGUUGUUCUCGAGUUUUCUGAUGUGUUUCCUGAAGAGCUUCCUAGUUUACCUCCACAUCGACAGGAGAAAAGAGCUGCUAAAGAACGACAAAAGGAAUCUGAAAGUGAUGUUCAAAAUGUUGAAAGUGGUGCUGAAAAGAUUACCGAAGUUGUGAAAGAUGAAGAAAAGGUGAAUGAAGCUGAAAAGGUGAAGCGGUUAAUGGACAUAUUUAGAGCUAAAAUUGUUGAUAUCUAA